This is a messenger RNA of Chiloscyllium plagiosum (whitespotted bambooshark), 1532 nucleotides long. The record is from RefSeq and is a predicted model, not a curated record. Lineage: Eukaryota; Metazoa; Chordata; Chondrichthyes; Orectolobiformes; Hemiscylliidae.
AUUUGUAGAAAUCAUUCAGAAAAUGGCCAGCUGAACUGCUCGGGGAUAAAGUGAACUUUGAAGUUUGUCAGUUUUUCUUUUUUAGAACUGCUGGACGGUCCUAACAUUGGAAAUUUCUGACCCACUUUCUGACCCAAUUCCCAGCUUUUCCCCCUCAUAGAAGCGCAAUGAAGUCUCCAGCCAACCUGCAAACCUGUCCAGCAAAAUCCGGUGAUUCUGAUAUCGAGGAACUUGAAAGUGGGAGUGAGGAUAGCCAGAAUGGCAGCACUGGGAAAAGGAAGAGGAAGAGUCAUUCAACCGGUAUUAACAAACAACGGCAAGCUGCGAAUGCGAGAGAGCGGGACAGAACCCAUAGUGUAAACACAGCAUUCACAGCUCUCAGGACUCUCAUUCCCACCGAACCCGCAGACCGUAAACUAUCGAAGAUAGAGACUUUGCGUUUGGCCUCCAGUUAUAUUUCCCAUCUGGCAAACGUCCUUCUCCUGGGAGAGGAUUGUCUGGACGGGCAGCCCUGUUUAAAAUAUCGAGCUGUCAUGCAAGGCAGCAAUAGUGAUGUAAACACUGCAGCGCCCAGACCUAUAUGCACCUUCUGCCUGAGUAAUCAAAGGAAAAUGCAAAUCUAGAUAUCAAGAAAAGCAUUCCGACUGACCCCUGAGGAAUCCUACUGUAUGAAGUCUGACCCAAUUGUGUCUUUCAAAGGGGAAUAACACAAACACCUGAGAUGAAAGAAUUUGAUGGAGAGGAGUGGGGCGUGCUACCAGCUGAGUUGCUCUUGCAGAAAGGCAGCAUGGACAUGACAGGCUGAAGAGCAUCCUCUGUGUAACACAAGGAGCAUACAGAUGGCCUGAAGAUCAUGAAGCAGGGAUUCUUUAUUCCACUAGUAUCAGGACUUAAUAUACGAGAGGGAAAUUAAGAUUCAACGAGGAAUACUUAUAUGGAAUUAACCCUAUAGUUCACAUCUGUUUGAGGAAAUCUUUUAUUUUUCUUUCCCUUUCUCCAUGAAGUUGCUUUCUGACAAUGAUUCUUUAUCAUCCAAGAAGAUAACUUGACUUCUCCAGUUCCCCUACUCAGUGUCCUCCCUUCCAGUUGCCACCUGCUGCUGGAGGUGGUUUGAUAGCAUCUGUGAUGUAAUUAUUCUAUAAUUCAAUUUGAAAUUUUAGGUAGUUACUCACGGCAGCUUAAUUGUGUAACAAAUAUUGUAAGUCACUUUAUCAGCCAAAUUAAUAGCACUGGCCACUUUGACUGCAAAGAUUUCUUACGUCCCUGGUUCUUCAUCUACAAGUAUUUCUUCCAGGAAGUAAUGGUUGCGUUCCUUUGUGACCCAGCACACUGUACAAAAAUCAAUACAGCGUAUUACAAAUACAUUUAAAAUGUUGCUGUUAUCACGUUAUAUUCAACACACACUUUAAAAGUUCACAUUUUAGAAACAGCGUUCCCUAUUCACGCAAUUACAUUACAGCCAAUUCACAUUAAUGAAAGAUGUAUUAUGCAGAACUACCUGAUUUGCCUCACUGGCUGCCUGCAUAUGAAUG